GCUCUCAAAUCUCACAAACCUAAACACUGGGAUGAGUUCAAGAAAGAACGGAACUUAGUCUCUCGUCUCGUCAAACAAUCUCACAGUAGUUAUCUGAAUGACGUUAUUGGCGCAAGCUUAGAUACUAAUCCAAAGAAAUUCUGGUCGUAUGUACGUACAAGUAAAUCUGAAAGCUCUGGAAUACCUCCUUUAAAAUUCAACGACAAAUUAUGUGUUUCUGAUAAAUCAAAAGCUGACGCCCUUAAUUCCCAGUUCCAUUCAGUAUUCACCCGUGAGAAUGCUCCAAUUCCAAAUAAAGGUCAAUCUCCAUACACCUCCAUCUCAGAUUUGAUCAUCAACUCCCAAGGUGUAGCCAAGCAACUCUCUGAACUUGACCCCAGUAAGGCCUGUGGUCCUGAUGAAAUCCCAGCUAGAAUCCUUAAAGAACUUUCUCCAUCAAUUUCGCACUGGCUUUGUUUCAUUUUCCAACAAUCCUAUGAUUCUGGUACACUUCCACCUGACUGGUCAAAGGCCCUUGUUUCUGUUGUUUUUAAAAAGGACUUACAAUCCAACCCAGCCAACUACCGUCCAAUCUCUCUGACGUGUCUGUGUUGCAAAGUCAUGGAACAUAUCAUUCUUAGCCAUGUUUCAAAGCACUUAGCAUAUCAUGAUAUUCUAAUUAAUGAACAACACGGAUUUCGCAAACUAUUUUCGUGUGAGACUCAACUAAUUACAGCAAUCAACGAUUGGGCAAAAAGUAUCAACCAGAAGAAACAAACCGAUGUGAUUCUCUUAGAUUUCAGUAAAGCCUUUGAUUCUGUUCCUCAUCUUCGUCUGAUGUCCAAAUUAGACCAUUAUGGUAUUAGAGGACUUUCCGCCAAUUGGAUCAAGGCUUUUCUUUCCAAUCGCUCUCAAGUUGUCUCGGUUAAUGGCUCCCACUCUCACCCUCAACCUGUCAUAUCUGGAGUACCUCAAGGAACAAUUCUCGCACCUGUCUUAUUUCUUCUCUAUAUAAACGAUAUUUCUGAGAAUAUUAAAUCCCAAAUUCGCUUGUUUGCUGACGAUGGAAUCAUUUAUAGAGAAAUUAAUAACGAUCAGGACCACGUCACGUUACAAGAGGAUUUAGACAAUCUAAAUAAUUGGGCUAACAAGUGGCAACUAAAUUUCAAUUUCUCAAAAUGCUACCACCUAGGAAUUACAAAUAAACGUGUCCCUGAAACAUAUAGCUAUAUGAUGAAUAAUCAAAUCAUUAGCAGAGUAUCUUCUACCAAAUACCUGGGCAUUACUAUAAACCACAACUUGAACUGGAACAAACAUUGUGUCAUCAUAUGUAGUAAGGCAAAUAGCACUCUUGGCUUACUUAGAAGAAUCCUUGGUGAAUGUAGCGCUGCUGUUAAGUCAAGAGCGUAUACUAGUCUUGUCCGUCCACAACUUGAGUAUGCUUCUACAGUCUGGAACCCUUACACCAAGAGGAACAUCAACAAGAUCGAGAUGGUUCAACGCAGAGCUGCUAGAUUUGUCUUCAAUGACUAUUCCAGAGCUAGCCACGUCUCUCCAAUGAUCGACCAUCUGGGUUGGGACAAUCUCCAACAACGGCGACUGCUACACCAAGCCACUAUGUUCUACGAGAUCCAUCAAGGCCUUGUUGGAAUCAGUCUUCCUGAUGACGUGUGUCCUUUGACUAGAGCAUCCAGGCUGCCUAAUAUAUGUCCUUACCGCCAAAUUCAGUCGUGUGUCAAUGUAUAUAAGUUUUCAUUUUAUCCAAGAACAAUUGUUACCUGGAAUCACAUCCCAUUUAACAAUCUUUGCCAAUCAACCCCAAGUUUCAAAACACUUGCCAUGCCUUCAAUUAAGUCACUUAAUGUAGCUAAUUAG
This is a messenger RNA of Paramuricea clavata, 1854 nucleotides long. The record is from the annotation of a GenBank genome assembly. Lineage: Eukaryota; Metazoa; Cnidaria; Anthozoa; Malacalcyonacea; Plexauridae.